UUUGUUUAUGUUGCUAAGGCCUGCAGCAGGAGCGGCGCGCGAGGAGCUGCGGUUUCCGUGCUCCGAGUGUGGGGAGCUUCUAUGCGGACCAGACUAAAUCAGCACGGUAACCUGUGCGGUGGGUUACUCGUGGAAUAAUUUCUUUCAAGAUGUAGUGUUACAGCUCCGCGAAUUUUGCGUUUGGUAAUUCUAGUCCAACUCGAGAGUGGGAGGACCCACGAGCGUUUGCGAGAACUUUUUGGUGAUGCCAUGACCAAGCCGGACGCAAAGACUAAUCAAAAUUCAAGGACCGUUGGCCCAUCAAGUCGUGGAAGCUUUUUCGAGAGAUCUGGCUUUCCGAAGAAGUAUCGCCGAAGCGCUGUUGUUUGAGCCCUGCUUGCUGGAUUGUUUAUAAUAAGUGCCACCGGCAGCGAUGGCCUCGUCCGUGCAUCAAAACGGCAGCGUACCUAUUGCCUUGUCGUGCCUGCCUGAGAUUGAACAAAUCAUUCGGAAAUUGGAACAUGGCACGCCACUUAUCAAGUUCUACCAGAAGGGUCGGCCUGAGAAAAGGACUUUCUCGAUCAAGCUGGAAACGCGGCAGGUCAUUUGGUGGCGGCCAGUCACCGGGCGUACAGUGGAAGAAGGAGCGGUUGACCUACGAGAAGUGAAGGAAGUCCGUUUGGGACGAAACUCAAAGAUAUUUGAUCGGUGGCCAGAAGAUGCUAGAAGAUGGGACCCUGCCCAGUGCUUUGUUAUAUUUUAUGGCAGUGCCUUUCGCCUCAAGACAUUGUCUUGUGUCGCUACAUCAGCCAAGGAUUGUGAACAGUGGAUCAAUGGGAUUCGGCACUUGGUUUCUGAUACCUUAUCUGCAUCCUAUCCACUUCAAGUUGAGCGAUGGCUGCGCAAAGAAUUUUACGGCAUGCAGAAUCCACGAAAUGUGAUAACCCUGAAGGAUCUCAAAGCCUUCUUUCCAAAAGUAAAUUGCAAGCUAUCCACAAGCAAAUUGAAAGAGUACUUUCAAGAGGUUGAUACCAACAGAGCUGGUGAAAUUGGCUUCGAAGGUUUUGCAUCACUGUAUCACAAUUUGAUGCAUGAUGAGAAGCUGUUCACUGAUUUCUUCAAAACAUACACUGAUGAAAAUGGAAAAGUCACCCUAAAGGCUUUCCAAAAGUUUCUCGUUCAGGACCAGAAGGACAUGGUGUUCGAGGAUGAAAGGGUAGUGAGCAAGUUCAUGCGUGACUAUCUGCAGGACCCUCUGCGGGAUGCCCAGGAGCCGUAUUUCACUGUGCCUGAGUUCCUAGACUAUUUAUUUUCUAAGCAGAAUGAGUUGUGGGACAGUCAGCACAACAAAGUCAAUCAAGACAUGACACGACCGCUGACCCACUACUGGGUAGCGUCUUCGCACAACACGUACCUCACGGGAGACCAAGUGAAGAGUGAGUCCUCUGUUGAAGCUUAUGCGAGGUGCCUUGCAAUGAGCUGCCGCUGCAUUGAGUUGGACUGCUGGGAUGGACCGGAUGGCAUGCCCUAUGUUUAUCAUGGCCACACCUUGACAACGAAAAUCAGGUUCAUUGAUGUCAUCAAGACAAUCAAAGACCAUGCAUUUGUUGCAUCUGAGUACCCAGUAAUAUUGUCUAUUGAGAACCACUGCACCUUACCACAACAAAGAAAAAUGGCCAACCUAUUUCAGGAGGUUUUUGGAGAGAUGCUGUUGACUCAGCCAGUGGAGCGAGAUGGUUUGAAAAUGCCAUCCCCUGAGCAGCUGAAGUGGAAAAUCAUUAUCAAGCACAAGAAACUUCCCGAAGGAACAGAAGACAAAGUCAUUGUUAACAGAAGUGAUGAAGGCGGCCAGGAAACUGAUGUCAGCAAUGCUGUGAAAAAUGGCAUCCUUUAUCUUGAAGAUCCAGUUGAUAAGGAGUGGCGGGCACAUUUCUUCAUGCUGACACAAAAUCGAAUGUUUUAUGCUGAGGAACAGCAAAUGCAGGAUGAUGAGGAGGAUGGUGAUGGUACAGAGCUACAACAGCAGCGAGAGGGUGUGCCCAAUGAAGAGCUGCACUUUGGGGAGAAGUGGUUCCAUGGCAAACUGGCAGGUGGCCGGCUCAAAGCCCAAGAAUUGUUGCAGCAGCAUGCUCACCUGGGGGAUGGGACCUUCCUGGUGCGAGAGAGUGACACCUUUGUUGGAGACUACUCACUCUCUUUCUGGCGCCAGGGCAAGGUGAAUCACUGUAGAAUAAAGUCCAAACAAGAACGUGGUCAAACCAAGUACUACCUGAUUGACACAGUGGCAUUUGACACCCUGUACAGUCUCAUCAGCCACUACCAAACACACCCACUGCGCAGCCAGGAGUUCUACAUGUACCUAAAUGAGCCUGUACCCCAGCCCAACAAGCACGAGGGAAAAGAGUGGUACCAUGCGAACAUGACACGAACUCAGGCAGAGGAAUUGUUGAAGCGAGUGAAGUAUGAUGGUACAUUUCUUGUGCGGCCAAGUGAAAAGGAAGACAACUGCUUUGCUAUAUCCUUUAGGGCAGAGAACAAGUUGAAGCACUGUCGUAUCAAGCAAGAAGGCCGUCUUUUUGUCAUUGGUACAGCCCAGUUUGAAAGCCUUGUUGAGCUUGUGAAUUACUACGAGAAACACCCACUGUAUCGCAAAGUCAAGCUCAAGUAUCCUGUGAAUGAAGAUAUUAUUCGGAGAAUUGGAACGGACACUGAUGACAGCCCACUGCAUGUAGGAGGCCCCGCAGGAACCUACAUGGACCCAGACAGCUUUUCUGGGGCCUUUCGUGCAACAGUCAAGGCCCUGUAUGACUAUAGGGCACAGCGGGAAGAUGAACUCUCAUUCUGCAAGCAUGCCAUCAUCACUAAUGUAGUGCGGCUGGAAGGAGGAUGGUGGCGCGGAAAUUAUGGUGGAAAACGGCAGCACUGGUUUCCCGCAAACUUUGUGGAGGUGCUGGAAACACAGGAUGCAUCUGACGAUGGGUCUGGAGAUGCAAUGCCCUUAGGUACAUUGCAGAAGGGCAGCAUUGACAUUGCUGGGUGUACAGUAGAUAUUCUACAGAGUUGGCCAGGGAGGGGACGAGAAUGGGUGUUCCGCAUAGUGUCACCAACCCAACUAAUGCCCAUUGAGAUUGCUGCUCCCUCAAGGGAAGAGAUGCAAGAUUGGGUGCUCAAGAUUCGAGAGACUGCUCAGUCUGCAAAUGAUAUGAUCCAACAAAGACGGGAAAUGGAGCGAAGCUUGAGGCUUGCUAAGGAAUUAUCCAAUCUCAUCAUCUAUUGCAGAUCUGUGCAGUUCUGUCCCGAAAGGAUUGGAAACUUCACAGAAAUGUCAUCAUUUCCGGAAACAAAAGUUGAGAAAUGGAUGAGUCCUCAGCACUGCUCUUUCUUCCUCAAAUACCACCGGCUGCAGUUUAGCCGUGUGUACCCAAAGGGCAGCCGCAUUGACUCCUCAAACUACGAUCCUGUGCAUCUGUGGAACUGUGGCUGCCAAAUGGUGGCUCUGAAUUACCAGACACCGGACCGACCAAUGCAACUUAACCAAGGGCGGUUCUUGCAGAAUGGGCGGUGUGGAUAUGUACUUCGACCUGAUUUCAUGCAUGAUGAUGGUUAUGACCCAUAUGACAGGACUACACUGAAGUCUGUUCACCCAGUCACGCUGUCAAUCAAGGUCAUUGCAGCACGUCACCUCAUGAAAUCAGGGAGAGGCAUUGUCAGUCCAUUUGUUGAAGUGGAGAUUGUUGGAGCAGAUUAUGACAGCUGCAAAUACAAAACUGGAACAAUACCGGAUAACGGUUUGAAUCCUGUAUGGAAUGAGGUGUUCAUGUUUGACAUCUGCAAUCCGUGCGUGGCACUUCUACGCAUUGUAGUACAAGAUGAGGACAUGUUUGGUGACCCCAAUUUUCUUGGUCAGGUCACUUACCCUGUAUGCUGCCUAAGAACAGGUUACCGCAGCAUUCCGUUAAAGAACGAGUACAGUGAAGAGCUUGAGCUGGCAUCUUUACUGGUGCACCUUGAGAUGCACGCAACAAAGGAGGAAGAUGAAGCAUAUGUAUGCAUUCAACGCCUUAGAGACGAAAGCCGUGAACUGGGACGAGCUUUAGAGGAAAGUGAACGCCGAGGAGAUGUACAGCGAGCACAAGCACUACGCCAACAGCUUUCCACCACCCAGGAACAGCUGCGCACAAAGCGUGAGGAACGGAGGACCACAUUCACUGCACUUAAAUGACAUCGAUGCCAAAGGUUGCAGUUGGAAAGAUCUCAGCCAACGUAAUCUGCCAAGCAGACAUCUGCAGUGCAUUUAAGAAAUAGAGACCCUGCCAUCCAGAGCUUGCUGAUAAUAUUCUGUAUAUUUACUUUGUUAAGCUUGACUUUUGAUGUGAUAUUUUACACAUCAAUGCCUUUGAGAAGUUAACUGUUUUUGGGUCAAUUAUGUGUGCUAUUCUAUCCAGCCAUGCAGCACAGAUAUUUUGGAGCAUUUCAUUUUUUGAGAGCUAUAUGUGUACAUAUAUCAUAUACAAACACUAUUUUUGAAGUUGAAAUGCAUGAACAAAGUGUUAGCUUACUUGUCAAGAGGUCACCACACAAAUACUAUUCAGCUUCUGCCUAUAGUUUUUUUUUUUUUUUUUUUUUUUUUGUCAUUGGUACCAAAUAUUUAGAUUGUUGCAUUUUAUACAAGAUUUCAAUAACUGGGAAGCUACUGGUGAGUGCGCCAUGCUUCUUGUAGCAUGUUUUCGUAUGGGUGGAUAUACACCAGUAGGACAUGGCAAAAGGUAUGUGCAUAUUGCUUCCUAAGAAGUUUAAAAAAAGCACUGAAUGGUGCUUGUCUAACAGAAGUCUCGCAUUUUCAUUUGUUUGCUCUUUCACCUAUCAGCAGUCAUCCUACUGUGACAGCUAUGCGAUAUGCAGAUUGCCAAACAUGCAAGUCUGUAGUGCCUGUAUUACCUGUGCAGGUGGUAACUUGCAUAGCCUUGCAGUGUAUGGCUGAUUUAAGGCAGUCUAGUUUCUUAUGUGUGGUGACAUUGCACUUAGAAACAGUCAUCCUUUAAUAUCAAUCUUGUGAACUGUGAAAUCUAUCGACCAAAAGGAUUUGGAACCUGACAACAUGAGUCCUUCCAUGGUUUGGGAACAAGUGGGGCAUUUUCUUACUACUGAAUCGUAGUGCUGUCUGUAACUCAACUCACCUGAGUAGUCUUUCAGCAUUUGUCUGUGGCCAUUUCAAGGAGGGCAGUUUUCUUGGGAAAUGAUGGGGCAUGUGGCUCAAGGCUUCCAUGUAAACAUACGCUUGGUACUUGUAUGUAGUUGUAGCAAUGACAUUUUUUGAUGCUUUUUCUUAACAAUUGUAGGAGCUAAGGAAAAUUUUGUGUGUUACUGAAAUAGUAUGCAUGAAUAUAUUUCUGUCGAUAGUAUAGCAUACCUCCUUUCAUUUUUGCACAUCCUGGAAUUUUGUGUCGAAACUUUUUGAGAUGUUAAUGUUCCAAAAUGCAUUAUUCAGGACCGAGUGCCUCAAUAGCAUUCUGAAUGUUAUCUUCCCACUUUCUGCAUUCUAAAAGUUUAAUGUAUUGAUGUGAUAUUUUUCACUUGUCUUUUUUUUUUCUUAUAAAGUGAAGGUUGAAACACUUUGAAAACCCUAGGGAAAAAAAUCUGGACAUCAGAGAGCCCCCCCCCCCCUUUUUUUUUUUUUUUUUUUUUUUUUUGACGGGCAGUUUCAUCACUCCUAGUCUCUUUGAUGCAUGUUAGCAAAUAUCGCUCCAUCAUGACAUCAUUAUAAUGAUAAUUAAACCAGGUCUGGAAACCUUCAUACUUGAUUGUGUCAUGCUUUUAUCUUCUGGAAUCAUGUCGUGCAACUCCUACAACCUCAAAAAUGCAUGUUGGCGCUCCUAAAAGGACAGUGUGCGGUUGAAAGCAGAAAAGCAAUUACAGUAAAUGACUUUGUAUACAAAUGUUGACAAGCAUUAUCAAAAAAACAUAUUUAAUAAGGCUUACUGGUUCUGAAAAAUGCGCAAUAUUUUGCAUGGUGCUGCUGCUACUUCAUAGGUCAGUGUUAUUGUUCUUAAUGUUGCAUGUGGUGUUGUAAUCUACUGUCAUGUUACUCGCAUGUAUGUUGCAAUAUGAAAUGUUUAUCAUUGUAGGGAUGUCAGAUAAGCACUAAUCAAAGUUCUUGAGUGGCUACACUCUUUUUUUGCAUUGUACAUUUUCUUUUCACAUCGAUCUAGUUUCUAUUACUAAUUGCAAUGUUUUGUUAGUUGCCCUUUCUUGCCCAUUUCUAAUGCCUUUCAGUGUUCAGCAGUUGGCAGUAAUUGUAACAAAGAAGAUAUGUUAGAUGUACAAACCAAACUUGGGUUCUUUGCAUAGGCGUGCGCAGGGUUCUUCAUUGGGGGCCAAGUUUCACCCCCCCCCCCUCAUUGGGGUUGAGCUUGAACGAAAAUAAGCUCCGCUCCGCAAUGGAUGCAGAAAUGAAAAUAAAGCGAUGACGUGCUUCUCACAAUGGCUUGCCAUUGGUCCCCGGCUUUCCGGGGAUAAUGGUGGGAAGCACUUUGAAUGCAACAUCAGGGGUCCUCGGGCACCAUUAUCGUAAAAAAAACACACGUAGCCGUAACCCUGCGCUUAAUAUUAAAAUGAUGUUAAAGGUCCAACUAAGUGAAGUUAUGGGGCAGAAUUGGCACCCCCCUUUAGAUGAUUAGGGGGAGGCCACCUCCCCUGCCUCCCCCCCCCCUCCCCCAUGCGCGCGCCUAUGGUUCUUUGUAUGAAACUGUGCAGGCUUGGAACUUAGCCCAGUACAUUCUUUGUAUUGGCUUAAAGCUUUAGAACAAUACCUGUGCCCUAAUCUAGUUUAUACUGAAAUGAUCAGUGUAUCCCUUUAAUAUUAGCGAAAUAUGUUCUUUGACACAAGCAUGCAUUGAAACUCGAGUAGGGUGUUGUGCUGAUGACAUCUUGGUCUUUGUGUGUGUAGGGUAGUCUUGGGCUGCCUUCUUUAAUGGUCACACACACCAUAACAUAGGGUCACAUUCAUGUUUUGUGCUACCAGUGUGUGUUACUGCUUUUGCUAUGCCGCAAUGCUUAACACUGUAUUAACACGCAUCUGAAAAGGCUUAUGUAAUGUAUGCCUCUUGAAAUUUGGAAACACGUGGAAAAAAUAUUUAGUUAUUGUAUAAAUAUUUAUGGUAAGUGUACUUUGUGAGGUGAUAUACUGGCAUUUAAGACCUUGUGACAACAGGGGCAUUCACCAUGUUCAUUCAAACAGUUGGUGUGAUUGAAGAAAUGUCUCUGUGAUGUGCAAUCUUAUUUCACUAGUGGAAUACAAGUUUUCCUUGUUUGUACAGUAUUGUGUUUUGUCAGACAAGACUGUGUGACAUUUGUGUUGAGCAGCUAACCGUCUUGCACUGUUACUUUCAUUAACUGGCUGUUAAAGCUUUGUGCCAUUACCACUUUCCUCUUGUUGCCUCCUUGCUCUUUUAAAAAUGUUUGUUGUGUAGGUGAUUAUUUGUUACAAGAGCAUAGAAAGCUGAAACUAAUGGGCAAAUUUAAGUUUUGAAGAAUGAGUAUUCAGAUACAAUGUGCAUAUUGUUCUUUAGGGUUGCAUGAAUGUUCAUUUCCUACAGAGAAUCAAGCACAGUGAAUACCGGAGGUGUAGAAAAAAACACCCACAAUAUCUCUGCACAGUAGUUAUGCUCAUGGAAAGUUGUAAUGAUUGAGCAGAAUGGUUCGAUCAUACUUUUAGCAGUGGCGAGGUUAAUAAUGACAUGAAUGUGCAAGUUUGACCGAGGCAUGGACUAGGUAACCCUGUGAACUCUGUUGCAAUGUUACGUAGGAAAAGUUGAGUAGUAUUUUCCAAUUUUCUCCAAAAAUAAUUCGGUACCGGUUGUUCCAGAUCGUUGCAGUUCACUGUGACUGCCGUGAUCGAAAAAAAGGCAGAGGUUCAGAAGUCUACUCUGAUCAGAUGCAUUUUGCGGGAUACAUACACUGGGAGCAGCAAAACGUUGAACAGCAUGUGACAAGCAGUGCAUUGUUUCCACAGCAAAGUUGCUUUUUCGGUGACUUUCCUGUUUCCGGUUUUGCCUGCUUCAGGAACUGGCCAUAAUAAACUUGUGCUACACAUCUACCCCUCUAAUGCUCAUCCACUGAGUCAAGCUCCUUCGCGAAAUCAUUUCAUUGUUUUUAAAACCUGGUGCAAACCAAUUUGUUAACUCUUGCAAAAAAAAAAUUGGGAGAGUUGGCGCGUAUGCUUUUGUUUUACCACUGUUGGUACGCUAACUCAGUUCAGAGAGUGCAAAGAUCUUUAGAGCGUCAAAUUUCAAUGGUCUAUGAACACACAAGUUCUGGCAGUUUCGGCACCACAAUCGAGUUUACUGUCCACUGUCGUUGCAGGCUACACAGUCUUUAAACAGGAUCACUUAUACGGAAUGUACCUACUUAAAUACAGGCCUAUGAUAUAAAUACCUCUUGUAGUGUUGAUAUUCACGCAACCCUAAUUGUCCCUGAUGCGUUUGUCAUUACUUUUCUUCUAUCGCAUUUGAAUUCUCAAUUCUUGCCCAUGUUGUGACCCAUUAAUACCACUUAAAUUUUUUUUUCACUUGUGUCAUCCUAGAUAUUUAUUUGCACUUGUUACUACAUUGCAAACCAUUUAGAGUACAUGUGUUGUAGUGAAAUAAAAUU
This is a messenger RNA of Rhipicephalus sanguineus (brown dog tick), 8628 nucleotides long. It is a transcript of the gene sl, whose product is annotated as 1-phosphatidylinositol 4,5-bisphosphate phosphodiesterase gamma-1. NCBI's taxonomy places the organism in Eukaryota, Metazoa, Arthropoda, Arachnida, Ixodida, Ixodidae. Gene Ontology annotation, molecular function: phosphatidylinositol-4,5-bisphosphate phospholipase C activity; protein binding; calcium ion binding. Gene Ontology annotation, biological process: phosphatidylinositol-mediated signaling; positive regulation of epithelial cell migration; phospholipid catabolic process. The coding region runs from base 413 to 4201 and encodes 1262 amino acids. The record is from RefSeq and is a predicted model, not a curated record. The transcript is spliced from 33 exons.